AUGGGCGUCCGGCGGUUUCUGAAUCUGUUCGCGGCGAACCGCCCGGGCUGCAUGUAUUCGCUGCGCCGCUUCGAUCUCUCCCGCAACCAGUUCUUCUACACCACACCGGAAGAAGUAGCUCUGCACGGGCGAGUUCUGUCGCGGAUACAAAGAGACUCUGCAUCAUAUUCAUCCCUGAAAAAGGCCUGCGGCAGGGUCAAGAAGCAGCAAGCCUCAGAGAUCGGGCCGAUCCGGUUGCCGGCGCGACUCUUCAACAUGCGGCCGGCGCCAUACCCAAAGCCAAAAUCCGACGAGCUCAGAAUGGACGCGUUCGCUCUCUCGGAGCGCAGCAUCGUGUUCGCGGACCGCAAGGGGCACGUCUUCACCUACGACGCCGACUCGGACUGCCUCGUGACCAUGCCCGGCCUCCACGCCCCCAAGGAUGAGCCCUUGGCCGUCUCCGUUCCACGCCCCGGAGGCAGCGAAGGCGGCCUCUACGUGAUCGAGAGGUUGCUCCGUCCUGGCAAGAGCUUCCAGUUCGAGGCCCUUGUCUCCGGCCAGCACUACAACGAGUACCAUCCCUGCCGGACCUGGCAGUGUGAGGAGCUCCCGCUGCCGUCCCUACAAGAAGACGUGUACCUCGGCUCUGUCGCGGUGGUGGGCAACGUCAUCUGCAUCUCUGCAGAUCACUUUGGCACCUACUGCUUCGACACGGUGAGCCGCUCCUGGAGCUUUGCCGGUGACUGGGUGCUGCCCUUCUUUGGCACCGCCGAGUAUGUCCCCGAGCUCAACCUCUGGUUUGGCGUCUCCGACCAGGACUACCACUUGCCUUGCGCGGCCGAUCUCUCACCCGUCCUCGCAGGGCAGCGGCCGGAGACGGGCCUGAUUUGGGCGGACAAUUACCUGCCGGAGGAGUGGCAUCAUAGCGGCCAAAAUGGUCAGCCUGGGUUCUGGAAGGUUUUGCCUCAUCAGGUUCCUUGA
Triticum turgidum subsp. durum (durum wheat) is the source of this 960-nucleotide messenger RNA. NCBI's taxonomy places the organism in Eukaryota, Viridiplantae, Streptophyta, Magnoliopsida, Poales, Poaceae. The record is from the annotation of a GenBank genome assembly.